CUCAUAUACAAUUGACACUGAGACUAACGCCCUCUGCAAAAAUGCGGUUUACAAUGAAGCAACUACUGAGGAUAUUAACAGUAUAUGUAUUGGUGAAACGCAAUACGAUUUUUCCUUACUAAAGCUUGGUUAUACAUUCCCUUCAUGGGAUAAUGUUAAAGCUUUUUUUAAAGCUUAUGGUCAGUAUCAUGGGUUUGCUGUUAUUAAAAUAAGAGUUGAACAGCAUAAUGACAGUAGUCAAUUACUGAAAGCAAAGUACCCUGAUGCAACUUUCUUAGAUAUGGAUCUCGCUAACGCUAUUCAACAUUAUAAA
Messenger RNA from Dentiscutata erythropus, 313 nucleotides. Lineage: Eukaryota; Fungi; Glomeromycota; Glomeromycetes; Diversisporales; Gigasporaceae. The record is from the annotation of a GenBank genome assembly.